Messenger RNA from Alligator mississippiensis (American alligator), 1922 nucleotides. RefSeq names its product syncytin-2-like. Bases 419 to 1696 code for a protein of 425 amino acids. NCBI's taxonomy places the organism in Eukaryota, Metazoa, Chordata, Crocodylia, Alligatoridae. The transcript is spliced from 2 exons. The record is from RefSeq and is a predicted model, not a curated record.
CCUGGUUGCCUGACGGAGUUGGGGAGGGGCACAACGGCGCAACGCUCGAAGGACCAACUUAAUCAGGUGGGGCGAGGGAGGUUUCAACGGACUGGUAUGUCCAGGAACGACUUCCACUCCCUCUAGAUACACCAGUCCACAAGUUCCAGAUCGGAGACGAAGUGCUGGUCCGGACGUGGAAAGACGAGCCGCUUCAACCCAGGUGGAAGGGACCGUAUCCUGUGAUUCUUACUACUCACGCUGCAGUGAAGGUUCAGGGGGUAAAACCGUGGAUACACUACACUCGGGUGAAGGCCGCACCAGAAGUACCACCUGCAGGAGAAGUUGCUGAGAGUGUCGCACCGGAAGCCGACACAAACGGACACCGUUGGACAGCAGAGCCAGUAGAAGGACUUAAAUUUCUGUUUAAACGUCAACCAUGUGGAAAGUAGUUCUUUGCAUAGGUGUAAUGUUUCUAGAGUCUAAGGGGUUGGUGCAUCAAAGGUUCGAUAAGAGUCAAAAUGUGUGGGUUCAUUUGGCAAAGGACGUAUUAAAUGUCACUCAUUUUUGUUUGGCAGGUGGAAUAUCGGUUGAUGAUAUUUUCACGUCAUGCCUUAUAGGGGUGCCCACUCCAAUGGAAUUACUCUGGAAUCAGACUUGGUUCACAUCUGGGGGAAUAGGAGGUCCAAUCAAUUACACUAACAACUCCAUGUGGGGAACCAUUACCACAGAAAGAAACGCUAGUACCUUUGAAAUAGAUUUGUUGAAAGUCACCUCCCCUGGUAACACCAGCUGUGCCAAUUUUGUGAACUGUACCCAAGCUUGCAAAAGCCUAACCAAAGAAACGAAAAUUUUCAAUUGCUCAGACAUGACUAAUGUAUCUUGCAACUACGUUCAUGUUAUAUUACUCUGGGGGUGGUUCCUCCUUUGUGGAAAGACUGCUUAUUCAUAUAUCCCAGCCAAUGCCACAGGAGGCCCUUGUGCUCUAGGCCAGUUGACUGUCUGGCUACCAGGUAUGCCUAAGACCUCUAGUAAGCAUCACCGGAGAGGUUCGAAGGUGCUAGAUAAAUCCUGUGAUAGUGACAUAAACCUCCUGAGUGAGGCCGAGGUAGUGUCCUUUGCAGUUUUCCUAAUAGGGGUGCCAGGCCUAGUAGUGAAUGCUGAGAGGCAGCUUGGUAAGGUGGCCUGUGCCCUGGCAAAGGGCCUAAAUACAACUUCACAGGCCCUAGCUGCCCUCAAUAUUGAAAUGAAAGAACUAAGAGGAGCUACUCUGCAAAAUAGAGCAGCCAUAGAUUACCUGUUGCUGAGGCAUAACCACGGAUGUGAAGAGUUCGAGGGAAUGUGUUGUUUUAAUUUGACAGAUAACUCCGAGUUGAUAGAGUCAAAAGUGCAGAAGUUAAAAAAGGUUCUGUCCCACAUUAAGCAAGGGGAAGGGUUCGACUUCUCAUGGCUUACUUCUUGGCAUCCUAAUUUUUCAUGGCUUAAGCAAAAUUUCCUAUUAAUUGUGGCAAGUAUAUGUAUUUUCUUGAUAAUCUGUUGUGGGAUACAGUGUGCGCCAAUGUGUUGUGAGGUACUCAAGAAAUCAAUUUCUUCCCCUGUUCACCGCGUGAUGUUUGUAAAAUCAUCAGUUACAAACCUGAUCCAAAAUAAUCGGGAGGAAGCGAAGAGAUUUCUGGAGAUGAGAAAGAUAGUCGAGGACUAUGGGCUUUUUCCAUAAAGGCCAUAGCUUCGAAGGGGGGAUUUAAUGAAGCACCCCUGGACUUUCACUUAAUUUUAACCAGGGAACAGCUUUGUAUGUUUUGAAAAAGUAUUUUAUCUAACCAAGGGCAUAGAGUAGGUUGUUUAGGCUGGGGGAGAUCGCUUGUUGCGUAGUUGCUGAUUGCUGGCCUCGCUAGAAGGAAAAGCUGUAUCAACAAAGUUCCGGAGCUGGAAGGGGGGUUACU